AUGUCUUUCCCACAUCCAUUGAGAGCCUUCUCAGUGGGAGCUCAAUCAAACACACAUUUAGCAGAAAAAAUAGCAGAUGAUCCUCCGACGAAUAAAGCAUCUCAGAGCACGGUAACCUGUUUAUACCAGACACAGAUGUCGACAUGUUGUUGUAAUGUUACAGUUUUAUGGUGUAAGAAUCUUAUGAAUCACUCUCUCAAUCUCAUCUUCAAUAAUCCUAAAGGUGGUGAAGUUUAUUAUAGUUGCAAGAUUGACCUUAAACCAUGGCUUUUCUGGAGCAAAAAAGGAAGCAAAUCGUUUGAUCUCGAAGGUUGUCAUGUUGAUAUCCAUUGGGAUCUCCGUUCUGCCAGAUUUUCCGGCAGCCCAGAGCCAUGCAGUGAUUAUUAUGUUGCUUUAGUUUCAGAUGGAGAGGUGGUGUUAUUGUUAGGAGAUUACAGCAAGAAAGCUUAUAAAAGAACAAAAGCAAGGCCUGCUCUUGUGGAUCCUAUAUUAUUUUACAAGAAAGAGAAUGUAUUUGCAAAGAAAUCUUUUGCGACGAGAGCUAAAUUCGAUGAAAAGAAACAAGAACAUGACAUUGUUGUAGAGAGUUCAACCACAGGACCUAAAGAUCCUGAGAUGUGGAUUAGCAUAGAUGGAAUUGUCGUGAUUCAUGUUAAGAACUUGCAAUGGAAAUUCAGAGGGAAUCAAACUGUGAUGGUGAAUAAACAACAGCUUCAAGUUUUGUGGGAUGUUCAUGAUUGGUUGUUUAAUAGCCCUGGAGCAGGUCAUGGGGUGUUCUUGUUUAAACCCGGGGCACCAGAGGUCGAUGAUGACAAAGACGGAAGCUCUCAGGCGACCAGCAGUGAUGCCAGCGAAGGGUAUUUUUCGACGAAAAGUAAUCCACCAGUGCCGGAAUUUUGCCUUUUUCUCUAUGCAUGGAAGGUGGAUUAAAGCUUAUUCUGUGCAUUUGGAAAUGACUAGAAUGAGAAUGAACUUGUGCAUAACCAUUCUCAUUGCCUGGAGAUUUUCCAUGACAGAA
Molecule: messenger RNA, 1018 nt
Organism: Manihot esculenta (cassava)
Lineage: Eukaryota; Viridiplantae; Streptophyta; Magnoliopsida; Malpighiales; Euphorbiaceae
Exons: 1
Coding region: 1-930 (309 amino acids)
Source: RefSeq, a predicted model, not a curated record